UAUAUCUAUACCGCUGUUUAAUUUUAUUCUAAAACAUAUUCUGCUAUUGUUGGUGUUCAUUGUUUUUGUAGUAUUUCUGUAAUUUUACAUGUUAAUCGCAUUUAAUUCUAGAGAACAGUAAACACCUAGACCAGCAUCUUAAACGUUUUUGCUUUAGUGUACACAGUACUAAUAAAUCCGAAAAUGGACUGCAAGGAUGUGGUGGAAUCUAAUAAUUAUAACGAUGCAAAAGAACACUCAAUGUCUCAAGAGGCAGCCAGUACUAUUAACAACUACACAGAACUAGAAGACCAUGUAAUGAGCAACUUUCAGAAACUUAAUUUACCUAAUGUAAAUGUACCUGAGAAAAUAAUAAUUUGUCUGGAUGUUUGUUACGAUGAUCCAAACUCGAUGUACCGCUUGGGUGAUGGUUCUACCUACAUUCCUAUAGAUAUGCUUAAAAGGGUUCUAGAUUUUUUCAUUCACUCUAAGAGUGCAAUCAACAAAAGAACUGAAUUUGCAUUACUCAUAUUGAAAGAUGAUGACUCUCAUUUUGUGCAAGACUUUACUAAUCACACAAAAGAUAUAAUAAAUGCAAUAGAUAUAGUGAAAAGCGAAGAAAGUACAAAAGAUAAUUUUGACUUACAAGGAAUAUUUGAAACAAUAGCUGAGAAAAUUGUCAUACCGGCUUACAAUGAAGCUAAAUGUCUAGAACCACCACCGUAUGUUGUGCGUAUGCUAAUGGUGUAUGCAAGAUCAAAUUGUCUACCUACAAUAAAUGUAAAAGAUCCAUAUUUCGAGCUCCUGAGGAAGAACCCUUACUUGUAUAUUGAUAUUUUAUUUGCACACGAAGAAAAUUGUGCUCUGUAUAAAUGUGAAGAGGUUUAUGAUGCAUUGCAAGAUUUGGACAAUGGAUAUUCCUAUGUGUUUGAGGUGUCAAGAAAUGCUACCAAAAUUCAUGACUGUGUUGCCAAAUUACUUGCACACCCCCUACAAAGGCCAUUGCAAAAAAAUACUGAUUAUUCUUUUCCUUUUAAAUACUAAUUUCAAUUAUAAUGAUUCAUAAAUGAUUCAAUAGAAUACA
This is a messenger RNA of Aricia agestis (brown argus), 1063 nucleotides long. Its product is annotated as BRISC and BRCA1-A complex member 1-like. The transcript is spliced from 2 exons. Lineage: Eukaryota; Metazoa; Arthropoda; Insecta; Lepidoptera; Lycaenidae. Gene Ontology annotation, cellular component: nuclear body; BRISC complex; BRCA1-A complex. Gene Ontology annotation, biological process: double-strand break repair; mitotic G2 DNA damage checkpoint signaling; positive regulation of DNA repair. The record is from RefSeq and is a predicted model, not a curated record. Bases 184 to 1023 code for a protein of 279 amino acids.